AAUAUAUCUUACAUUUCUCAUGUUUCAGUAAAUUCACUUGAGGACAUUACCCCAUUCCACGAUGAGGCUAUAAAUAAAGCUAGCUCUAGUACACAUCACAUCACCUGCGCCAGCACUCAAGCAGAUUUCGAACCUUAUGAAAACAAGUUGGAGAAAAAAAUUGAUGCACUAUUGGCUUUGGUCAAUUCAAUGUCCAUAAAAAUGGAAGAAAUGAAUGAAAGGCUCAAACAUAUAGAAGUGACCCAACAACCGAACACUGCCAAUUUAAAAUUCUUUCUGGAGAAUCUUCCAUGUGAUAGCAUGGAAGAUAUGAAAAGACUAAAUGACCUGCUGGAGAAGGAGGAAGAGAAAAAUAACUUUAUGAACUACCUUCAAACAUUUGGCGGUGCACACCCUAAAGAUAGGGUGAAGAGAAUGAUGAAAACUAUUAUGACAAACAAGCUAGCAUUGAGUUGCUCCUGGCUGGGCUUGAGGAAUAAUAUAAGAGCAAGUGAUUUCCUCUGCAUAAAAAUAGCUCAAAGUAAGAUUCUAUGGUAUUAGGUAUGCUGCUUUUUUUCAUUUUGAAUUCAGUUCAAUGCUAUUAAUUUUAAGGUUUUAUUGUCACUCUUUUUUCUCCUUUCAAUGACCUGCAAGAAAUUAUUAA
This is a messenger RNA of Harmonia axyridis, 643 nucleotides long. RefSeq lists its product as uncharacterized. Bases 190 to 540 code for a protein of 116 amino acids. The record is from RefSeq and is a predicted model, not a curated record. Lineage: Eukaryota; Metazoa; Arthropoda; Insecta; Coleoptera; Coccinellidae. The transcript is spliced from 4 exons.